UAAAUUUAUAAUUUAUCUUUGUUAUCACUUGAAUUAUUCCGUUAAAUUUGUUUUAUGAAUAUGUUGAGAAGGUCAAAUCGGAUAAUGUUUAAAGUUGAAAACUGAUGAAAACAGUUUUCAACCAUAACGGUAUAUUUACCGUAGAGCUUAACCAGAACCAUUGAUAUCUCAUAAAUUCUGGACCAAAGGAGAUGAAAUAGAGUUUCAAAAACAAGAAGGGUGCUUCUGAUAAUUACUAGAAACUCCAGGGUUUCUGGCGUAAAAGUAUUUCUUUAAGCAGUAAAACAAAUAACUGAACCCAUCCAGUGCCGCACGCGCCCCCAAAGUCUGAGGCUCUGCUAGGGUUUUGUGUGGUUAACGUUGCGUUGGAUGUGUCGAUAGAGUCUAUUGGCGAAGCUCUUUGCGUUCCAUUGUGGACGUCGCGAUGGCGGGUUCACGAGUUCAACAGAACAAGGCACAUAAAACUCGCUUUGCUUCGAAAUCGUCUCGCAACGUUCACAAAAUUCCUCUCAAAGACAAGAGCAAGAAUGCAAAAUCUGAGCGCAAUGUAGCUAAAGGAGCUCGGGCAGCUCGAAUUCAGCGCAACAAGAUGAUGAGGGAGCAGAAACGGGCAGCCCUUUUGAAAGAGAAACGGGCCUCCAGUGGAUCAACUAGUCCUCCACGUGUUAUUGUACUUUUUGGCCUUUCUGCUAUCGUGAACCUCGAUGCACUUGAAGAAGAUAUCUUGGCAUUAUUAUUAAAUGAGGGAACUGGAAUUGUGUUUCCUGCAGUUGCUUCAUCUGAGUACAAGCUGAGAACAACGGUCCUCAAGGCACCUCAUGGUGAUUUGUUAGCAUGCAUGGAAAUGGCCAAGAUUGCCGAUUUGAUUGCUUUUGUAGCAUCUGCAAGCUCUCCUUGUCAAGAUGACAGUUCUGAUUAUUAUAUUGAUUCAUUUGGAUCUCAAUGUUUGUCUGUGUUUAGAGCUCUUGGAUUACCAAGCACUGUGGUGUUAAUUCGUGAUCUACCCAACGAUUUGAAGAGAAGACAUGAUUUGAAGAAGACAUGUACUUCUAUCCUGGCUUCUGAAUUUCCUGAGGACUGCAAGUUUUAUGCGGCAGAUACAAAGGAUGAGUUGCAUAAGUUCAUGUGGCUUUUCAAGGAGCAAAGGCUUACAGUUCCUCAUUGGCGUAACCAACGGGCUUACCUAAUGGCUCAAAGGGUUGAUUUGGUAUCUGAUGAUUGCAAUUCUGAAACAUGCACCCUCAUCCUCACUGGUUAUCUCCGUGCUCGCAAUCUUUCAGUAGAUCAGCUGGUUCAUGUUUCAGGUGCUGGGGAUUUUCAAAUGUGCAAAAUUGAAAUUCUCAAGGAUCCAUGUCCUUUGAAUGUGAGAAAAGGGGACUUCAUGGAUUCGGAUGAAGUACAUGAUGUGCAGGUCAUCAAUGCCUUUAAUCCUGAUCCGUUGAAGCAAGAACCUUUGCUUAUUGAAAAUGUUCCUGAUCCUCUGGCAGGAGAACAGACUUGGCCAACAGAGGCAGAAAUGGUUGAAGCAGAUAGAAAUCACAAGGAGAAAAAGCUGAAAAAGAGGACCCUUCCUCGGGGCACUUCUGAAUAUCAGGCUGCUUGGAUUGUGGAUGAUUCAGACAUGGACUAUUCAGAUAGUGAUGAUGAUGCAGACGAUGUUGGUAUGGUACUGGAUUCCAGAGAGAGUGGUAAUCCGGGCCAAGAGGGCCAUUUUGAGUUGGACCUUGAUGAUGACCAAGCAUCUCUUAUACUCAAUAGAGAAUCAGAUGAAGAAACUGAAGUUGAUUCUGUGAUGAUGGAAGGCGAGGAAAUGACAAAGGAGCAGAUAGAGGAUGAGAUUCGAAAAAUUAAAGAUAAGCAUGCUGAAGAUGAAGAGUACCCCGAUGAAGUGGAUACCCCGUUAGAUGUUCCUGCUCGAAAGCGUUUUGCUAAAUAUAGAGGCCUCAAGUCUUUCAGAACCUCCUCAUGGGACCCAAAAGAAUCUCUACCUCCAGAAUAUGCCAGAAUUUUUGCAUUUGAUAAUUUCGCAAGAACACAGAAACAUGUUCUUGCUAAAGCUCUAGAAAUGGAGCAAGGGAGCAUGAACGAAUAUAUACCAACAGGCUCUUAUGCAAGACUUCAUAUUAAGGAAGUUCCACGCGCUGUUGCUUCCAAAUUAUGUGAUCUUGCAAAGACAAUGCCCGUAACUGCAUGCGGCCUCCUGCAACACGAGUCCAAAGUUUCUGUCCUUCACUUCAGCAUAAAGAAGCAUGAUACGUACACUGCUCCCUUAAAAGCCAAAGACGACUUCAUAUUUCAUGUUGGUUUCCGCCAAUUUGUCACAAGGCCAAUAUUUUCUUCUGACAAUAUUAAUUCAGACAAGCACAAGAUGGAGAGGUUUCUUCAUGAAGGACGGUUUUCCAUAGCUUCAGUAUAUGCCCCAAUUUCUUUUCCUCCUCUGCCUUUAAUUGCCCUUAAAAAGGAGGGAGAAGCUGCCUUACCUGUUGUUGCUGCCAUUGGUUCAUUGAGAAGUGUUGACCCGGAUAGGAUUAUUCUGAAGAAAAUCAUUUUAACUGGUUACCCUCAACGAGUAUCAAAAUUAAAAGCCUCAGUAAGAUAUAUGUUUCAUAAUCCAGAGGAUGUGAGAUGGUUCAAGCCUGUGGAAGUAUGGACGAAAUGUGGACGCCGUGGUCGCAUUAAGGAACCUGUUGGUACACAUGGGGCCAUGAAGUGUCUCCUUAAUGGGGUCCUCCAGCAGCAUGACACUGUAUGCAUGAGUUUGUAUAAGCGCACCUAUCCCAAGUGGCCACAACAUUGGUUCCCACUUGGUGGCACUUGAUGAUCAUAGGGUUGGCUGGUGCUGAGUUUGAAUGGUUCAUUGGAGCACCAGAAAAGAGGUCAUGUUCGUUCAUGAUGGGAAUGAAGCUUUGGUUCAGAUUGGCUAUUCAAAUUUCGCGUUUGCUGGCAAGUUGAAUGCGGUUGAGUAAGAAGAGUCAAUAGUUUUCCCCAGUUAUAUGGGAAACAAAAAAUUUUGCUUGUAUUGUCUGUCAUUUCGCAACUUUAUUCUUUUGGUGUGUGCGUUAAUAUAUCUAAGAGGUUAGGGUAUAAUUUAAAGAAAGUAAAUUGUACCUUGGGAGCUGCUUUUGAUAACACCCUUUAGGUGUACUGGGGUGAGGCUAUCUUAAUGUUUUCUCUAA
This is a messenger RNA of Ilex paraguariensis (yerba mate), 3176 nucleotides long. The record is from the annotation of a GenBank genome assembly. Lineage: Eukaryota; Viridiplantae; Streptophyta; Magnoliopsida; Aquifoliales; Aquifoliaceae.